AUGGCAACAAAAUUAAUAUCUCAAGCAAAUAAGGAUGAAGAACUUGAUGACUACUGUGAUAUGAAACCACUAAUAAAAAUAAAUGAAGUAUCAGAAAUAUUGGACAAAAAUGCGGACCAUUUUAUUUCAUCACAAUCAAAAUUAUGGAGUAAUAACGAAAAAUAUUUAAAGAGUAAAAAGAUUGUGGACGGAUUAAAAGUUUCAAAUGAUACAGCAGAAAGGGGUGUUAAAUUAAUAACAGAUUACAACUCAUGUAUUACAAAAGAGGAAGAUCAAAAACAAUAUCUUUUGCAAGUAAUUGCUGAAUGUCGGACAAAAUUUCCUGGUUGCUCAAAAGCCUCUUUAUCCGAGCCUCUACCUUUUGAACGAUGA
Messenger RNA from Helobdella robusta, 372 nucleotides. RefSeq lists its product as hypothetical. NCBI's taxonomy places the organism in Eukaryota, Metazoa, Annelida, Clitellata, Rhynchobdellida, Glossiphoniidae. The transcript has 2 exons. Bases 1 to 372 code for a protein of 123 amino acids. The record is from RefSeq and is a predicted model, not a curated record.